AUUUACCGUAAGAAAUGUGUGUGGCAGUCGAUAAGAGUAUCACCUCUUUCGGUAAUGCUCGAGUGCUGUUCACUCGACUCGUGAGUAAUUUUAGCGGCGAUCGUUGACAGAAAAAAGAUGGAAUCCGACGAGAUUGAGAUACCUUCGAAGUCGGGAUCGAAUAUUCGAAAUGACAAGAACGUGGUUAUCGACUACGACGAAGACAGACUUCACGAAAUGACAGCGUCUUACUCUGAGAUAUCAUUUGAUUCGCAAUCCUCGCCACCUAUCUCGGAAUUAAGAUCGCUUAUCGAUUCCCCUGAUAUUGACAGUGGGAAGUACUUAGAUGACAACCUAGAUAAGAUAGGCGGAGCUGGACACAGGCCGGAUCAAUUGAAUUUAAGAAGCAGAGGCGGCAGUCCAACAGAGGAUGACGAUCUAGACCCACCGAGUUAUCACAGGGCCAUUGGUUACCUGAAAUUGGAGGGUAGCGUAAUGCAGGAUGGAGAUAUGGUGUUGUUUGUAACGGAAAAUUUGGAAAAUAAAAUUAAAUUGUCCAGUCCUGUAACCAAGAAGGGUGAUACCCCGUCGUUUCCGGGAUCUCGAAGUUCAACUCCGUGCCUCUAUAGGCAAGCCUUGACCCCUCAGUUACCAUCCCUCGACCAUAAUGUAUUGAACGAACUGGAAAUGGAGGCUAGGAAAGUGGCAACUUCUGUGGAUGCAUUGACCGAGAACCUGGCUGCGAUCUUACAAAAUGCAUCUGCUCUCACAGUGGGUUGCUUGGAGACUUACAGAGAUGCAGUGUGUAAGACGUGCGACGCUGUGGAUCAUAAUAUUAAGUCAAUGUACCAGUUGAUGGCCAAGUGCGAGGAAUUGUCCAAGUCGAUGGGAUCAAUUUACAAGUUGGCGGAGCAGAUCAAAGAGAUGAAGAGGAUGCUGGAGCUGUUUGAGAGCGCGAUGAAUCUGUGAGGCGGCCAUCUCGAUCUCGAUAAAUCAUUCUGUCGCGGGUCGCUCUCGCUAUUCUUCUUCAAUGGAUGCAACGUCGCACAUUGUCGUCCGUUAAUUUAUGGUGCGGCGAGAGUAAGUAAAGCGGCGGAAUAUUGCGUUUCCGUUGAUGUAUCACAACAAAUAGAAUAAUUUAGCGUUUAUGUUUUCGAAGUUCUUCAAACGCGCGCGUACAUGCAUGUGUGUGUGUGUGUGUUUGCCCAACGGAGAUACGUUCGGCUAUCGAUUCACGAUAGAUUCUUAUCGAGACGAUUAACAUACGGAGGGGAGACAGUGUGGAAUGCACAAGUAUAAAUUACACAACUUUAGCGGGUAAUUGUAAUAGAAAAACAGAAUUAGCUCUCGCAGCUAAAAACUAACACAGGUAAAAAUUAGUUGUCCGUGUAAUACAAUUGAAAUUUAGUUAAUUUAGAUAAUUUUCUUGUUCCUGUAACUAGAUUUCAAUUGUAUCAUAUGAAUAGCUAAUUCUUUUUCCGUGUGCAGAUAAUAAUUCUAUAUCUGAUAAUGGUUUCAACUUGAGCGACGCAGUGUGUCGGGGACUAGCAGUUUCGAUGUUCCGCAAUGUCGCUGUUGGAUCAAUUGCAUUCUUCUAAUUUAUAUACGUCGCACAGUGUUUUCAGUUUUUCUCCGCAAUUACCUCCCCGUAUAUAUUGUACAUACGCUGAAACUAUAAAUGUUAAAUAAAAAACCCCAAUGAAUACAA
Molecule: messenger RNA, 1687 nt
Organism: Dinoponera quadriceps
Lineage: Eukaryota; Metazoa; Arthropoda; Insecta; Hymenoptera; Formicidae
Gene: BORCS6
Exons: 5
Coding region: 118-948 (276 amino acids)
Biological process (GO): lysosome localization
Cellular component (GO): BORC complex
Source: RefSeq, a predicted model, not a curated record